AUGCAACUCUCUAUUAUCACAUUGGGCCUCAUGGCUGCAAGCGGUGCUCACGCUGCUCUUCACAAGGCUGCCGCCUGUGUCUCCAACAGGGUGUCGUCUCCCGUAGGCGGUACCCCAUUCAGCCCGAGUAACAACUGGCAGACUACUUAUGAAGUCCUCGCUGGCGCUACUCAAUGCGCUUGCAAUAUGUACAAGCAGCGAAACACUGGUAGUGAGAUAUGGGACACGUGCCCCGAUUGUACAUUUGAUGGAACAAUUUGCAACUCGGCAGCUGGCCACAUCGGUGGCGAUGAGAAAUGUGGCGCUCAGGGUGCAGAGGCAGACUAG
Fusarium oxysporum Fo47 is the source of this 327-nucleotide messenger RNA. RefSeq lists its product as uncharacterized. Bases 1 to 327 code for a protein of 108 amino acids. Lineage: Eukaryota; Fungi; Ascomycota; Sordariomycetes; Hypocreales; Nectriaceae. The transcript has 4 exons. The record is from RefSeq and is a predicted model, not a curated record.